UAAAUAGUCGCAUUCAUUUCUUUAAUUUUUUUGGAUAGGUAAAAGUGUUUGUAAGUGGCAAAGAAUACAUGUUAGCUAUGCCAAAUAUUUCUUCAAGAAUAAUCUUUCAACACGUAGCUACAUAAUCUGACGACGUGUAGGAACUACAAAAUCUUUAAGCAUUGUACAUAGUUCUCAAACAAUUAAAAAAUAUAAACUGAAAUUGUCUUCUAUAUACCUACGGAAGAGACUAAAGCGAUCUAUACAAAUGUCAUCGCAGAUGUGUCCAAUGUUAACAUCGUUAGUAUCAUAUCUAAAAUCGCCAAUGCAAAUUUAUUCUUUACACGCGAAGAGAGGUCAGGCAAAAAAUGGAAAUAUAUUUCGACUUAACCGAUUUGCGAAAGAGAACUUCUUGAAGGAAAAGGAGGAAGCAAUUUUUCAUACAUAAUUUCAAACUGGUCUCAUCGCAAGAGAUUCUUCAGCUCCGGACAAUUAAUUGAAAGAAUUUUUGUAAUUAAAAAUUCCAUUUCUCAAUGACGGUAAGAAAAGACAAUUUUCUGGUUAAAGAGAAUUCUUUUGAUAGUUUUUUUUUUCAUUGAAGGAAUUUAAAGUUAAAAGAGUGAUCGUGAUCUAUAUAAUAUUGACUUUUGCCGUUUCUCGUGCCAAGAUGUCUUUCUAAAUGAUGACUGCGGUGUGUGCUGCAUAAAAGUUGAGAUCACUUCGGGAUUUCUGAAUUUCUUAUGAGGGAAUUUGCAAUGAUUCAAUUAAAUGAUACGUUUGGCAUAAAGCUUGUUACUUUGUGCGGUGACUUGCAUUAAACAGUUUAGUGCAUUGAUCGACUAAGAUUAGGUAUAAUGCCAUUUCAAUUCAAAUGCCAAAUCAGGUGUAAAAAAGACAAGACAUUGCGCGUAAUAAUCCAUUCUCAUGCCUCAAAAAUUUAUUUAUUUGUUUGAAUUUAUGACGUGUGUGCGAGAAAAUUCACUUGACAUAAAAAUUUUAUGCAAAUUAUGAAUAAUAGGCGUUUCAAAUGGAUUUAAUCCAUAAAAUAUACCGAAUUAAUUCUCUAAAAGCUGUUUUUGAAAUUCUCUUAGAAGUAUUUUUCUUUUAAAAAAAAGUUCUAUUACACGUUGUCGAGUUUCAAAGCAAGUCUUGAAUUUAAUUAUUCUUUAAAUAAAAAAGACUAAGAUACCUUUCUCAUAAAGUUCAAGAAUCAAGUUCAGAUUAAACAUUAAAAAUAAAAUUAGGAUCAAAAAUAAUCUUCAAUACUAAGCAAAAACAAUUAAAAAAAAAACUCAUAAAAAUUUUAAUAAAAAGAAAAUUUGAAAGCUUAAAUUCUUUUCAUCACCUUGACUGCGCUCGUAAAAAAUAAUAGAAAAUAUUUCCUCAAGAGUAAUUUCAAUUUGUAGACUCUCCACAAUAAGUCCAUAAAAUGACGUUAACAAGAAGAUCUUGCAAGAUCAAUUGAACCAUUUCUAAUAAAAAAAAAUUUACAAUAAAAUAAACAUAAAAUUUGCAUGUUAUAUAAUAUCACUGUUGCAAUCUGCAAACUAUGUUUGCUAUAUAUUGAACCUUGAUGUGAAGAAGGAAAAGCAAAACGUAAAGCAGACAAAAUUGCAUUGCAUGAAGCAAAGAUAAAAUUUCAAGAAAACCCCCAUAAACCUUAUUUAGUGAUUAAAAUGGCUCAAUAAAUGCUGCAAAAGAGUUCAAUCCGAAAUAUAGAUCAAUUUAUUUUCAAAAAAAAAAAAAAAAUAUAUAUAUAUAUAUAUAUAUAUAUAUAUAUAUAUAUAUAUAUAUAUAUUACUUUGUUAAUCGCAGCAUGAAAAUUUUAUUCGUGAAAUGAUAGCAGCUUCCUGCCGGCUAACUUUUAGUCCUACAGCGAAUUUAUACGUUGAUCAUUGAUCAUUCAUGAUCGCAAGGCAUUGUUCUUGUCAUAUUGAAAAGAAGAAGGGAAGGGGGCAUAUUUAAGGUAUGCCUUUGCAUGUUCAAAAGUCCACAGCAGUUUGUUAUACCAACAGCGCCAUUGUAGAUAUGUGAGGAAAAUAAUGGUGCAAUGUGGCAGAUGGUGCACGCGAUUUAAAGCGCGAUCUUUCGUUUAUGAAACAUUUGGGUUAGAACCAAGAAUGUACUGACAUAUCCUUUUUAAUCUUAUUGAAAAUUUAGCACUCAUAAGAUAACAAAUAAAUAGGCCAAACUGGGUUAGAAUCAGGCUUUUUUUUAUAAUAAUUAGAAUUUUUUUUAUAGAUUUUGAAAAUAAUCAUUGAGGGCUACUAAUAUAAAAUUUUUUUUGAAAAAAAUAAGUAAAAAUAAAUAAAGGCAUUAGAAAUACAGGAAGAUGAAAAUAAAAUUGAAAUAUCAGAAUUUUAUUUAAUAUAUUAGUAUUAGAAUAAACAAUUUACAUAAUAAACUUCUUUUUUAAAUUUUUAUUAUGCUUUCAAUAAAUUAAUUUUAAAUUUGAAAUCUUUAUUUAACACGUUGAGAGAUGAUUUUUAAACUCAGAAAAUAAUUUUGGGAUGCCGUAUAAUAAAUACUUAAAUUUCUUACAAAUCUGUACCCGGCAGGACCAUAGUAUUCUAACGUUUUUAUUUAGACGUAUUUAGGCACAAUUUGUAACCAUAUUGGAUUUGAAUUUAAAUAUCUGUAAGAAAAUUGAAACUCUUAGAAAAUUCACCGUCCCUCGAUCAUGUAAAAGAAAACUAAGACGUAGUAUGGACUUUAAUUGCGACUGCGCCAAUAUUUUCGCCACUGUACUUUACCUAUUUGAUACAUUGUGCAAAUUUAACCCAUGGAACAGUUACACAAAUCGCGCACAGACAUUCGCCUCUUUCAUGUGGCGGGAAAACGUGCUCCGCAAGAGUGAGCGAGAAAUUGCAUGAAAAUGCCUUUGGAUGCAUUUCCUUCCAGUGUGUUGGUGAAUUGAUGUUCACCAUGAACCGGAACCCAAAGAGGGUGCCUUCUUCAAUUAACACAACUCUAAGUCAACAUGCAAGUAAUGUAAGAUUUCACUUGUGCAAAUUUAGUUAGGCAACUCUGUAUAUGCGUAUUCGAUUAAAAGACUACCUUUGUGACGUACUUAUAUAUCUUUACUUAUAAAUUCAAUUUUAUUUAUGAAGAAUUCUAGGAAAUCUAUAUGAAUUAUAUAUUUUUUUUAUAAAAAAAUUAGUUGGGUAAAAAAAAGAUAAAAAGCAUUACAACAUAAAAAAAACAUAAUUAGAUUGAAAAAAAAACUUUUUUAAUAAAUCUUUUAAAAAAGCUAAUAAUUUAAAGAUUUUUUCAUGUUUCAAAAAAGUUUAUCUUUAUCUCUUUGUGAGAUUACCAUGUAAGCAUAUUUAAUUUUUAACAAUUAUUAAUGCUUUUCGACUUAUUAUUGAUUUUUUAAAGAUUAAAUUCUGGUUCAUAAAGAAAAAUUAAAAUUAUAAUUAUCUUAUUCCUAUAAAAAUAAUAAGAAGUCUUUGCUAGAUUAAUAUCCCAUAGAUAUGUCAUAUAUGUUUUACUAGACAAGAGAGCAUAACUUCUAGCUAUAUAGACGAUAAAUUAUUAAUCUAUUUUUAAAUUGUUCUAAGUAUUCUAAAUCAAUUUUAAAGACUUUAUUUUUAAAUAAAUAUUGAAUAAACAGAAUAAACAGAACACUAAACAAGAGCUGUUUAUGAAAAUAGCACAGCUUUUUUAAUAUAUAUUUUUUAAUAAAACAGAAAAUAAAUGUUUAAAAAAAUCUAUAAAUUAGAACAUAGAUCCAUGAAAGAAAAUGCUUCAUCAUUUUUAAUUUCUUAAGAAUGUCUCUCUGUAAUAAAUAGUUGAGACAUAAUUCUUUGCUAUAAAAGAACUCAAAUUAUUUUUAAAAAUUUAAGAUUUUGCUUAAAAAAAAACUAUUAUGAAAAAUAAUUGCGAAUCUAAAGAACUUUUCCAGAAAAUCUAAUCCCUCGAUAUAAAAAUUAAUAAGUCAGCUAGCUGAUUUUUUAGAAUGUGCUUAGUGCUUAGACUACUAUGAUUUUUUUGUCAUACAAUAAAACCUUUUAAGAAUAACGAAAUGAAUGUUCAUAUUGGAAAAAUUAAUGAACGACACACUCUCGUCCGUAAAAAUGCCCUCGCGUUUAUUUUAUCAUGAAAGCCCCCUAUUACCUUUAAAAAAAAAACAACUAUUGCACAAAAUCAGGUAAAUUCCCAAUAAUAUAAGCAAAUUUUUGCUGUGUAAGUUUCAUCGCAGGUUAUUAUGUACAUUAUUUAUAAUUUGAUGAUAUAGCUCAAUCACGCAAUUUAUUUACAUACCCAGCUUCCCAAUUCCUUAUCUGGAGGCGAAAUAUUUCGCGUAGGAAUGAAAGUUGGUUGUUACGGGCAUUUCUUAUGAGCAGACUGGUUAAAUGUGGGGGGACCUCAUGGGUGUACUGUCGAAUUCUUUGUCGAAUCAUUACACUUGCGUGCUAUAUAUCUGUGAAACCCCUUAGCCCCCCUAUUGUCCAGGAAGCACGGGGAGCAUACCUUUUGGAAGUGAAUGAGUGUGUGAGAGAGAGAUAAAUAGAAUCCCAGGUUUUUCAUCACACAGGGGGCUCCCUUUGAGACUUUUUGUGCAUACAUUUGCAAGCAAAAGUUUUCUUCGCAUGUGGAGCUUAUCAAUACUACCGCAUGAGUUGCCUGUAGAGGCUACCUCCGAAGUUUACGGGUGUAAUGAUACACACAGAGAGUCCCACCAUUUGAUCAUUUUCCCAGCCAUGUGUUCGUAUAUGCGCGAAUGCAGUGAAGAUUGCAAAUAAAGGAGUGAGUGACGUUGAGCGGCAAAAUAUCUUGGCAUUGAUGCGAUUUGCUGUUGAGGAGAAGCUCACCAGCACCGUGAGCGUGUCGAUACAUAUGGGAUUGUAUAUAUGCAAUCCGUAUGCACUAUCGCAACCCGAAAGACCGUGCAUAUUGACUGUAUUCAGUUGCUCUCAAGCCGUGCUCUGUGUCACUCAUAUAGCUCAAAUCACCGCCGCAUCGAUACUAUACCCUCAGUCUGUUUGACACCACCAUCGACGACAGUUGCAUGGUGCGCUUUUGCAAAAUCCUUAACCUUGGUGGCUAUUUGCAUUUUUUCAUUCAGACCAAUUUUUGCGUGACGGCGCCUCUUUGCUAUAUACAAUACAUAUAUCUCUCGCGAUAUAUAUAACACAAACCGCUAAGUGGAUGAUUUUUAAUUAAAAAGAAAACUUGAAAUAAAAUAAAAAAGUGAGUGUAUUGAAAAUUUUCAAACUACGCUGCAUUUAAUAGAUGUGAAUAAAUCAUUUUUUGCGUUGUUACUCACAAAAUUAAAGUUUUCACACUCUCUCUCCCUCUCUCGGGGAGAUAAUAACAUUGUGUGUACCGGAGAGAAAAUUAUGUGAGCUGCUAAAGACUAUGUUUGAGUUUAAAUGAAACCUGCGGGACAUAUAUACAACAUUAAAUCUCAUUUAGUGAACUUUUAAUCUUAGGGCUAUGAUUUGUUGAUGACGAAAAAAAACAAACUGUUUUGAUUAAUUACACGUGAAUUAGCGAAGACUGCGUGUUUGGUCACAUGGUGAUGAGCCCUCACGUAAUGGCUACCAAUUGUUCAUUACAACAGUGUUGUACAGCAUAAUUGCGCGAAAAAAAAAAAAACUUCUUUUCCUCCUCUUGGUGAAGGUGGAAGAAGCAAAUCUGCAAUAACAGUUUCUUCUACAUAUAAAAUAAACUCAAAGUGGCAUCACUGAGGGAGUUCAAACUUGCAAAAAAAACACAAUUGGUGGAUAUUUUUUGUUUUAAAAACAUUUGCUAUAUAUACCUACAAUUGCUAUAUAUAUUCACAAAAACACAGAGACUACAUAGGCAACAGUUGCAUUGUGAGACGAUUUAGUGACUUGUUGCUCCACCAUAUAAAUAAAGUGGAUGCUGUAAUUACAGGCACUUUUAUCAUUGCGACUACAUUGUAGUACAUAUAGCUAUAUACACAAAGUACAUAUAUAUUUACAAAGUACAAGUCUAAGGCGUGCAAAAAAGCACAACAGAGUCUGAGAGUGUGAGACGUGCGAAAAAUUCUCUUGGUGGUGUGCAUUGAAAACUUUCGAGUUGUGCUUCGAUAUCUAGACUUUGUCUGUUUCUUAUUUUUUUUUCUUAACUUAUUCCCUCACUGUGCUGCACUCCAUGCUUGCCAUGGUGUCGAGAAACGUGCCGUAUGCCAGAGACCAAGCGUAAAGGUACUGACAACUCUUCCGUGCGAACCCCCAUCAGAGACAAUUAAUUAUUCAAAUUCAAAAGUUUACCACUCAAUUGACCUCCAUGGCUGUAAGAUUGACUUGCACAAGACAUUCUCACUCUUAAGACAUCUCCUAAUGCUUAGCGUAAUAUAAGAAUAAAGUUUCUGCAGAAAGAGAUCUUCAAUCAUACAUAUGUGUGGUACCCUAUCUUUUGAGCGUCCGCUGUGAGUGCGCUUUUAUCCUCCUGUUAUAAUCAUAUAGAGAAAACCAAAAACCCCCCUCAAGCUCUGAUUGAGCACUAUCUAUUCGUCUUGAGAGUCGGCAGAAAAUGCCAAAGAGAUAGACACUGAAGUAAGACCAAGAGAAAAGGUGAGAGAAACGUGGCAAAAGUGAUGACUAUUUGUCUUUGGUUAAACAGUCAAUCGGCGCAAGAAGUGAGAGAUUUCGCAUCACAAAGAAUAUACAUUGCAUUUAGGGUUGGACAGUAAAGACAUACCCUCAUUGUGCUAAAAAGUCGUGUGUGCUCAAGUCAUUAUCUUAACUUAGAAGGUGAUCGUGAGCUCUGAAAGAGAUCAAUCAACAACAACUAAAAAAGAACGAAACUUGGCUAAAUUCACUCCAAGUGGCACGCUGUUGAUGGUGUCGGAGCACAAUACGUGGAGCGACGUGAUGUCCAAUUCGGACCUCACAGACUCGAAGAAUGAGUUGUGCGGGGGAGCCUCGAGCUCCAGCGGCAACUCAUUGAGCCCGAGGACGCCGCCAAAUUGCGCCCGCUGCCGCAAUCACGGCCUCAAGAUUGCCCUAAAGGGUCACAAGCGUUACUGCAAAUUUCGCUACUGCAACUGCGAAAAGUGCCGCCUCACGGCCGAACGACAGCGGGUGAUGGCCCUACAGACGGCCCUAAGACGUGCUCAGGCUCAGGACGAGGCGCGUCAAAUCUCCGCGGAUGAGGUGCCACCGACACCACCGCCACUUACUGGUCAAAUUGAAACAACGCCCAAAAGUCAGUGCGACGGUGAACUACCGCGAUCGAAUACAGUGCCAACUCCGGCACGUUCCCUCGAGGGCUCCUGCCACUCAUCUUCGGCAACACCAUGCUCCGCUUCUGGUGAACCCAUCACCGUGCCAUUAAGCCGCAAGCCACCACCAGUUAAUCCAACCGUUAGAAGCCCAGCAGCAAGUAAGUUUUUCUUUAUCUUUUCUACACACUUACAUACCUAUAUAAUAUUAAAUAUAUAUAUUUCUUAUCUCUAUUUGCCAUCUCAGAAGAUUUAUUCUCUUUAUUGUCAUAAUUUCCUUAUUGUGAACAAUAUAGAGUAAUAUAAUAGGAGAGCAUAGUCCAAAAUUGAUCAAUAUUGAUUUACUGAUCUUUAUAUUUUAGUAUUUCAAAUUAUCUGAAAGUUUUUGAAAAAAAAUUAAAAAUCAAUUUUUUUAAACAGUUCUGUUAUUUAACCCACGCUCAGACAAUUUCCUUUCUUGACUUUGAAUGAAUAAAAAAUGUCUCAAGAAAGAUUCUUUUUUUUUUUUCAAAAACGAAUGUAUUCGAUUAAGGACAAAGUUUUAGAACUUUUGUUCUUUGGUUUAAAAAAUUGAAGUUUUAGACAAUUUAAAAAAAAACCUGAACAAAUCUAGAUUUAAUAUCAAGAAUUUAAAAUGAAAUUCAGUCUGCCUAACUUUGCAGUUAUAAAAGGGUUAAAAUAUUGGUUAAGAAAACUCUAGAGUAUCGAAUUUGGACAAUACUCCCUUAUCUAUUGUAAUGGAGUAGGUAUAAAAUAUAAUUCUGAGAGUGAUUCGCACUUAUUCUACAAAUUGCUUUACGAUAAAUUGAAAACCAAGAUCUAAAUGGGAUUUCAUAACUUCUUAAGACCGAGAAUUUAAGUGAAUUAAGCCUUACAGAUUUGAAAAGGUUAUAAUUCCAAUAUAAGACUUCAAACGUUUUGCUUCUUAUUGCAAUCUCUUAUCAUUAAAUAGAUUUUUUGAAAAAGAAAAUUCAACCAUUACCACUCUAUGCCAAAUGAAUGAUAUCAAUGUAAAUGGAAGAUUUAAUUACAUAGUAAACAUCCUAUUUAAAGGUCAAGCAGUAGUGUAAGAAAAAUCUAAAUUCUUUAACUGAUUAGAAAAGUCGCGAUUGCAAGGUUACAGAUGGAAUAUUUUUAUAUGAUUUAAUCUUAUUUAAUGACUAUUUUAUUAUUUAAAAAAUAUUUUCUCCUUUAAAAAAAAUAUUUUUCCUUAUUUUUUAAUUUAUUAAAAUAAAAUAACUGACGUUAGAAUAGAAGUUUUCUUGAGAAAAAUUCCCAAACUCAUUAAAAUGUCUUCAAUAUAUAUAUUUUUUAAAGUGGUUUUAAUUUUGAUUUCUAAACUUAAUCCAUUCUAUCCCACAUCCCCCUACGCUCUUAAGAUUUUCUUACAUUUCUUGUAAAAAAAAUCAAAUGUUCCAACCUUGAUUCUAACAUUUAUUAUUUCUACAAAGCUCAAGUUGUCAAGAAUUCGCGCUUAUUCAUAUUUUCUGACAGUUUUCUUGGCAAAGUUAUGCCUUUAAAUACAAAAUUAAAGUCAGUAAUCAUUGUUGCGGUUGCAAUAAAAAUUCUUACACGAAGUUGAAUUUCAUUCCUUUUUGCGGUGUGAAUGGGAUUGAGUCGUCUGAUUGAGUGAUCGAUUGCUAUAUAUAAAUCAAAGCUCUGCCAGAGAAAAGUGGUGAGCUUUUGAGGAAUUUAAUUUUAUUAAAUGAGAGAUUUUUUUCCCGUAUUUCCUUUUUGUUAUUCUUAUUUUGUUUCUUAUUUAUUUUUUUGAUGUUCUUGUUUACUUUUUUUUGUGAAGGAGAAUUUGUUGCCAAAAAAAUACAUGUGAUCGGCAGACUAAUUUAAUGGGUGGAGAUUUUUUUGUCGGCAAAGUGUCUGAGUAGAUAAUGGGGCAAGCGCGUAAAAGCCUUUAGUUGAUCAGUACGCAUUCUUUGCUGGGUUCUUAAUGAUCCCGCGCCAAAAUACGGCUAUAUAGCCGAUGGGAGUGAAGAGUUCGUUUUCAUGUGGGCAAAAUUUUGUGGACUUUUCUCUUCGUUGGGAUGUACCGCCGGAGAGACUUUUUCGUUUGCUGCAAAAGUGGCAAAGACCCAAAAGGGGAGAAUGUUAUUCUGAGGGGCUCUUCAGGCAUACUCUCGGUGCACUGCCUGCAAGUAUAAAUAUCAAUCGUAUGAUUGCAAGGAGAGAAGGUAGAGAAUUCUAAGGUGUAUAACCGGUUCCCGUACAUAACGCCAACUUCCAAUUUAUUAUGUGUUAAAUGAUGUAAGCGCAACAGUGUUGUAGCAUUUCGCGAUGGAAAUCUAUAAAUAAAGGCAAAAGUUGUCAGACAUAAUGCCAAGUCCACAUGGCGGAAGGUAUGGAUGGCGCGGUUUAGUUUUUUGUUGUUGUUAAUUCACCAGAAGUGCACCAAGUUGUCCCAAAAUAUAUAUAAUGGACUACUUUUGCAAUCGAAUGAGCAACGAAGAUGGUUCAAAGGGAGAUUGUGCUCAAAGGCGCAACUGCUUUUUAUUUAUUUAUAUACUGCCUCGUAAGAGGUCAAAAUCUUUAUCAUUGCCUUGAAAAGUAUUCUUUUUUCCGCGAGUUAAGAGUACCUUUACCUACCUAUAUGUACCUAUAUGUAGGUAUAUAGGUAGUUCAUAACAAUAAAGUACCGUCAUUGUAUUUAAUUUAACCCAUUUCUGCCGAGUUUCAAUGAUUUUUGAUCAAAAAGAAAUAAUUAUUUAUAAUUUUACUUAAUUAAUUUUGUUUUUUGUUUUAUUUUAUUUCCUUUAUUUUUACAAAGAUAAUGAAAACCAGCAAAGACUAGAACAUAUAUGACAGAUUCUAAGUAUGUACAGAAUUAAAAUGUAGAAAAAGAUUCAAAAAUAAAACAAUUCAAAAAAAUAUUCAAAUUUUUAUGAAAAAUCUCCUUAUGAUUUAAAAAAAAAAAUUCCCUUAGGAAAGGCCAUUUUUUUUUAUACAAACUUUAAUUUGUUCUAAUUCUGAGAUUAAAAUUUCUGUAAUUUUUUAUAAAAACUAACUAAAUUAAUACUAAAUUUGAUAAAACUAAAAAAUAUAAAAAAAAAACAAAAGGAAAAUUAAAACAUAAUUAAUAAAACUCAAAACAACAAUCUCUCAAUUGUAAGGACAGAAUGUCUCACAAAAUGUAGUCCAAUCGUAAGAAAUGGGUUAAGAAAGAUCAAUUUAUUGAUGAUUCCGAAUUAUUAUUGUUUCAAGUUAUUUUGUAUUAUACAGAAGUAUUUCUUAUUUCUCACUCUUUUUCUUUUAAAUCAACGAAUUAUCUCACGACUUUUUCAUUCUUAUAGUUUAUUUACCGUCGGAGAAUACUUGAAGUUUUUUCUCUUAUUUUCCCCAUACGCGUAUGAGUGCUUCGAAGAUGUCGGGAUGUGACGUGUAAACAAUUCUUUAAAGUUAUGGGCAAAAGAAGAAAACAGUUCCAUCCAUUCUCAAUUUGGACUGAAGAAUUUGUGAGACCUCUUCAAUAAAUCUUGACUCUUCUUGAGACAAUGAAGUUAUUACAUCUUUCUUUAGAAGGUUUUUCUUUUAAAUCUUAUUAAGGGUUUUUCUUUUACUUUUUUUGUGUCUUAUUUUUAAGUAAUUUUCUAUAAAAUGCUUCCCAUUAAAAAUUUUUUUUUUUAAUUCUGAAAUACUUUAAAAAAUUAAUUCAAUUGUAUUUUUGUAUAAAAGCUUAAGAUAGCAUUGUUGUGUCACUUCUUACUCGUUCCGUAGUUGAUAUGUAUGGUACAUCAGUGACUGACAAUCCGUUUAAGAUAGACCAGAUAGACCCAAUGUAGUUUUCUUGGUAAUUGUUAACAAUUCUUUACAAAUUCUCUGUAAUCUGAACACGAAGGAUUUUUCGAGAUCAAUCAGGCAGACAAUUCAAACUAAUUAUUUCUUUAAAAAAAAUUAAUACACGAUAUAUUGAUAACCAAUUAGUUGCCCACACUGCUUGAUUACUUUAAGAAUGUAAUCAAUCUUUCAAUCUUGUUCCAUUUGGAAAUGUCUUGCAGAAUCCGCAUCUUAUCAAGACUCUUGAUUAUUGUUUUGUUUAUUUAAAAAUUCUUUUUGAAAGAAAAUGCUCUUAAAAAAUAUCACAUUUCAAAGUGACCGAAAAAUAUCGUUUUUUUCUCAGGUACAUAUAUGUAUUUUGCAAUAAAAGGAUUUAUACUUACUUUCUUUUCUUACGGUGCGUGUACGGAAUAUUUUAAUCUGAAAUACCGGAAUCUUCCCACAUUAAACAGUAUCGAAUCUGUGUGGGUUCUUUUACUCAAACAAAAAUUAUGCGAAAUCCAACAUAGACCUUCUCUUUUUCAUGCUUCUUCUCUUGCCCUUUUCGCAUAUUAUAUACCUAUAUAAAAAAAAAGUUAUUCAAGUAAUUCAAUGAGUUUCAAAUUAUUUUAAAUGACUGGAGAUUUCUGCAUAUUUCCCUUAUUUAUUUACCGGGGGAAUUUUAUCGUUAAAGUGAGCGCACAAUGUGUGCAAUUUUGUGAUUAUAUUGAACACCACAUAAGGUGUUUAAUGUGGUAGAAAUUUAUUCUUUACAGUGUGGUAAAGAGAAGAUUAUUUACGACAAUCUCGCGGUGACCGCUUUUCCAAUUCAACUCACAUCGAUUUCUUUUGCCCAAAGAACUUAUGAUCUACUUUUCUCAAUUAUUUUGGAAAUACAAUAAAAUAUUUUUUUUAAUGUUUUAAUCAAGUAAAGAUUUUUUUUCUAAUUUAUUUUGUGUAAAAAAAAUUAAGAAAUCUAUAUUUGACGAGCUGAAUUCACUCUUAAAAAGUUUUGGUUAAAAUCACUGAAGUGAUGAGUGAAAAUGCAUUUUAAUUGAAUAAAUCAGUUAAUAUAACCGAUUUUAUAAGGAAAAUGACGGAAAAAUUCAAUGAAAUGAUAAAAAAAAACGAUUUAAAUGUUCAAAAAUACCGAAAUAUGACCAAAGGAAUAAAACAGUUGAAACAAUAGGAAUGAUUUGGUUAAAAUAACAGAAUGAAACAGUCAGAAUAUCAUAAUGAAAUGAUUAAAAGUAAAGAAGUUAAUCAGUGAAAAGAAAAUAUAGCCGAUUGAAAAGUCAAAAAGACUGAAGAUUACGUUCAUUGGUGGAAGAUAGAUGGUUAAGUUAUUCAAGCAAAUUACAUUCUCCCCAAAAUGUUUUCACUUAUUGAAUUGGUCAAAAUACUCUCUCGAUGAUCCAAAUUGUCAGAUAUCUUCCACCCAAUUAAUCGGUUAAAAUCUUAAGAUAGAGAUUGAUUUCGCAAACACAAUAACUUAUUUAAUUAGUUAAAAUAACCGAAGUUUAACUAAAGUACUUUGGUUUAAGAUAUUACACAGAGUGAUUGGCAUUUUAACUGAAUUUUAUUUAACAGUGAUUAUCGUCUAUUGGACUUAUUUAAGCUAAUACAUAAUAUACAGCUAAAAUCUCUAAUUAAACUAAAAUAAAAUGUUGGUAAAUUGGUAAAAGAAAUAACCAUAAAAGAUAAGAAAAAUUUAAUUUAAGAAAUCGCCUAAAAUAAAACUUGAUAAAACGAUUAUUACUUUUUUUUCUCCAAUACUUUGCUGUUAUUCAACUUCUCCAACUUCCCACAAGAUUGCUAUAUAUGUAUAAUAUAUUGUGUGUAAACUACAUAAUAUACAAUACAAAAAAGUCAAACUAAAUCGUUUGAGAAUUUAUAAAAUCCUUUUUGAGAAACCGCAUUGGUUUGAAUAUUGAAAUGUUGGCAAACAAAGUUGAGUAGAGAAAGAGGAAAAUUAAUGGACAAUGUAUGUGUUUAUAUUUUUUUCCUGCUAAAUCAGUGAUUCGUAUCGUUCGUAUUCCAGACGAGAACAGAUUUAUAUCUCUCCAAUACAAUUAAGAAUAAUGGGGUGUCCGCAGAGAUCGACGAAAAAAACGCAGCGUUUGCAACAUCUCUAUAUAGUGCAGUGGUUUGGAAUUUAGAGAAAUAUGUCGUAAAAGGUAGCAUAUAACUUUGGCGUUUUCUUUUAAAAGGAGUCUAUGCAUUGUUAUGAGAAAGAAGUGAUGAUUUGUGGAAAAAUUGGGACACAGAGAGGACUAAUAAAAUUGAACAAGAAAUAGCCAAAAAGCUUUUUCCACUUAAUCCAACGUUUUCUUCGAAAUCUUUGACGAUUUCUUAUUAUUUUUUGAUCUUCUGAUAUAUAAAUCGUGUCCUCAUUGUUCCACGAAUUAUUACAUAAACUCCUUUAUAUUUUUACAAACAAUAUAGCUUACAUGGGCAGAUGUGAAAAUAUUUUUGAUUGUUAAGGAUUCGUCUUAUAAAUCCUUAAUAAAUUAGAUUAAAUAUUGUAAUUAGAUCCCUUCAGCUUACCAGAAGUUCCUUUUCUUAUUUGAAAAGAAAAUAAAAUAAGGAAGCGCGGCAAUUGGAAUUAAAGGAAAUCCUUCAUACAUAGUUACAAUCUCCCUCUACGAAAUACUCAAACUACAUAGAACACAAUCGUCGUACAAUCAAUGUUACAAUGCUGCAAGAGAUUGCAUUGGAAGAUGCUGCGGUAGGGAGCGCUCAUAUGCGAUUAAGCCACACUGUGUUGUUUAGAAUUGUUGGCAAAGAAUGUAUAGCAAUUGUUACUCGCCUAUUCUGGUCAUGCAAUUCCUCGUUGUAGGGAAAGGGGUGAUUUUUUCUGGAACAUUGUAUGCUGAAUUCGAGCUGGAUUGCAUAAACUUUUUUUUUCAUAUUGUUACCUAGCCCCCAACUGUUUGACAUUGUUGAGUUCCUCCUCUGUUAAACCCACUUCUGAGCAAUCUUUUUUGUUCUACAAGAGACAUUUAUAUAUCGCCAGAGAUGAAUUUCUACAUUUUCUAUGCCUCUUUUAUACCUGUUGCAUCGACAUAGGGGAAAAGAAUCAACAUUAAAUGAUUUUGCAUUAUGCUUGCAAUCUUGAUAGUCUCUCAAGUAGAUUAUUAGGAAUUUUUUAAGUAACACGUGAACGUAUUUAUCCAGAUUUUCUCAUUUAAUGGAGCAAUCUUAAGAAUUAAAAAGAAAAUCUUUAGUAAAGAAAUAGUAAAAAAUCGAAAAUGAAAAACCUAAAAACUUAUUCAAAUCUAUUUAAUUAGUCUUUAUAAAAUAACUGAAAAUAUUCAAGUUAAUGCGGAUAAUUUAAUAACAAAAUUUUAGCAAUUGGUACAAUAUGAUCAUAUAAGCUCCAUAUAUGUACAUAUGUAGGUAAAAUUUGAAUGUGAAGAGAACCACAAUUGACCUCGUUAUUACUAUGCUUUGUGGAUUACAUUCCGUAUCUGUGUAAUUAACAAUUGUCACAUUACGAACAUGCAUCGUAUUAUGCACUUGACUAUGUUGUCCGCCCAUUGAAUUAACGUCAUGUUCAUUACGUUGCGUAUCGAAUGGAAGGAGGUUUUGGCAUAUUUGUAUCAACCCCAUAUAAGGGGUUUCACCUUCACACUUUGGUAGAGGGUCACGUUUACACUUCACAAGGGUUAUUCAAUAAAUAUCCUACUUUAAUUAGUGGUUGAGAACAAAUUACAUACACCCAUUUUUGACUGUUGAAAUUUUAGAGCUUUAAGUCACGAAUAAAAUGCUUAACAUGUUUAUUAAAAUGUCUUUAUAAACAGGUGAGGUUUUUGGUGGUACCAUGUAUAUUUUUUUGAAAGAAAUAUAAGUUUGCUGUUUUUUUGGUUUUAUUGAUUUAAAAAAGAAAAA
Messenger RNA from Lutzomyia longipalpis, 14830 nucleotides. Its product is annotated as protein doublesex-like. The record is from RefSeq and is a predicted model, not a curated record. The transcript is spliced from 2 exons. Gene Ontology annotation, molecular function: DNA-binding transcription factor activity, RNA polymerase II-specific; RNA polymerase II cis-regulatory region sequence-specific DNA binding. NCBI's taxonomy places the organism in Eukaryota, Metazoa, Arthropoda, Insecta, Diptera, Psychodidae. Gene Ontology annotation, cellular component: nucleus. The coding region runs from base 6792 to 7475 and encodes 227 amino acids. Gene Ontology annotation, biological process: sex differentiation; regulation of transcription by RNA polymerase II.